AUGGAUGAGAAUCUGUUCACAAGUGCCCACAAGGACUGCCCCAUGCCCCAGGGUACCGACCCCCUGAACCCAGAUCGGCCCUCCAGCCACCCGGCCUCCGUCUCUCCAGACAAUGUCACUGGCAAGGACAAACAGAUGGAUUUCUGUUGGGACCCUUGGCAGAGGUGCUUCCAGACCACCCACGGCUACCUGUCUGACUCCAGGUCCUGCUCCAGCAACUACAACGUGGCCGCUCUGGCCACUUCAUCCCUCGUGGGGGUGGUGCAGAGCAUCAAGGAUCACAUCACAAAGCCCACAGCGAUGGCCCGCGGCCGAGUGGCGCACCUCAUCGAGUGGAAGGGCUGGAGUGCCCAGUGGUCGGGCUGGGAGCUGUCGUCCGUGGAAGAUGAGCAUUACUGUUGCCUCCCGGAUGAGCUUCGCGAGGCCCGCUUCGCUGCAGGGGUGGCCGAGCAGUUUGCCAUCACUGAGGCCACGCUGAGCGCCUGGUCCUCCCUGGAUGAUGAGGAGCUGUGCCCCGAGAGCAGCACGUGGGACACUGUCCACCUGCAGGACCUAGACAGCGUCUACGUGCAGGACAGCCUCCUGAGCCCCUCGCAGGAAGACAGCCUUCUGGCCUUCUCCUCCCCUGGACUCUCUCCCGAUGGCUGGCCCUCCCCUGAGGAGCCCCCCACCACGGUGGCCUGCCCAAAGCCCCCCAGCCCCGAGCAGCAGCACCGGCGGCGGCUGCCUGGGGGCCCAGCUCAGGGCUCUCUGCCCUCGGUGGACAGCGGCUCCCUCGCUGAAGAGGAGGACGAGGUGUUCUAUAACUGAGGCUGACACCCAGAACCGGGCCCAGUGAACCUCGGGGCAGGCAUGGGGGCGGGGGUCCCUGCUCCCUGUGACCACUCUGGGCCACCAUGGACCUGCCCCAGCACUAACAGUCACACCCCUCCUCCCCUUUCUUCUGCACCUGGCUCAGGUGGGCACCAGCCUCUGCCGGGGUUCCCACCAUCAGUGAGCUCAAGGACUUGCAGAGUAGACACCAGAGCCACCCACCCCUGAGAGGCAGGCCAGCACCCCAUGGGAGGGACUGGGAGGCCCGGUGAGCGGGGUCUUGGGAUGCUGUCUUGACCAUGGGUCUCAGUCCCUCCCCCACUCUCUGUCCUUCUGCCCCCAUCACAGGUAACUAAGUGUCCCCUCCUCAGCUCCAUAACCUCCCUCACUUUCUGAACCAGCUGCCUGGGUGCCCCCAUGCGAAGGCGCCCACUCCUCCUACACCUUCCCCUCCCCCAACUCUCUUGAGGGUCUCUGAAGACAUUAAACUGGUGGAUUCA
This is a messenger RNA of Echinops telfairi (small Madagascar hedgehog), 1313 nucleotides long. RefSeq names its product family with sequence similarity 131 member C (gene FAM131C). Lineage: Eukaryota; Metazoa; Chordata; Mammalia; Afrosoricida; Tenrecidae. Bases 1 to 810 code for a protein of 269 amino acids. The transcript has 7 exons. The record is from RefSeq and is a predicted model, not a curated record.